Molecule: messenger RNA, 2112 nt
Organism: Pygoscelis adeliae (Adelie penguin)
Lineage: Eukaryota; Metazoa; Chordata; Aves; Sphenisciformes; Spheniscidae
Product: transducin-like enhancer protein 1
Exons: 17
Coding region: 1-2112 (703 amino acids)
Biological process (GO): negative regulation of canonical Wnt signaling pathway; regulation of DNA-templated transcription
Cellular component (GO): nucleus; transcription regulator complex
Molecular function (GO): protein binding; transcription corepressor activity
Source: RefSeq, a predicted model, not a curated record
AUGGGACCAGUGAUGAGCGGGCGGGAAGCUCUGCCGCGUGGCAUGUGGGCGAGGGUGGACCCCCGCUGCCGGGGCUGGGCCCAUCUCCAGGCACCCUCCGCUGCCUCGGGAGCCGCUGUCGCUGCCUGUGCCAUCCCCAGCACCCCCCAGUCCCUCAAGCUGACUUACCCAGAAACCUUGGACCGCAUCAAGGAGGAAUUCCAGUUCCUGCAGAACCAAUACCACAGCUUGAAGUUAGAAUGUGAAAAGCUGGCAACAGAAAAAACAGAAAUCCAGCGUCAUUAUGUCAUGUACUACGAGAUGUCCUACGGCCUGAACAUCGAGAUGCACAAACAGACGGAGAUCGCGAAGCGGCUCAACGUGAUCUGUGCCCAGCUCAUCCCGUUCCUGUCUCAGGAGCACCAGCAGCAGGUGGUCCAGGCCGUGGAGCGUGCGAAGCAGGUGACUAUGACCGACCUGAACGCGGCGAUCGGGCACCAGCUCCAGACUCAGCACCUCUCACACCAUGCUCCCCCCAUCCCGCUGACUCCCCACCCCUCUGGGAUGCAGCCCACCAGCCUCGCAGGCAUCGGCAAUGCCUCGGGGCUGCUGGCACUCUCAGGGGCACUGGGGGCCCAGGCCCAGCUCCUUGCCAAAGACGAUCGAGGAGUCCAUGACACCGAGUCCAGGGGUGAGCGUGGGGGGACAGGAAGCUCCCUGGCACUGCCCAAUGGGGAGCGGGCACGAGCCAUCUCCGAGUACCUGAGCAGCAGCAAGAAGAGGAAGGUGGAGGAGAAGGACUUUGUUACGGACUACGGCAGCGAUGCGGACAAAAGUGAAGACAACUUGGUGGUGGAUGAGGACCCCUCUUCCCCGCACAGCGUCCACUCCUACUCGUCCCGGGAGAACGGUGUGGAGAAGGUCCCACUGGGGAGGAAAGAGGCCGUACCACUCAGCCCGACCUCCAUGGCCUCCUCGAGCAGCACGUCCCCAUCUCGGAGCAAGGAUGCGCCCACGGUGGAGAAGGCAGGGACGCCCAGUCUGAAGUCCAGCACCCCCACUUCCCAGGGUGAUGCCGCGGCCCCAGGCUCCAGUGGUGCCCAGCAGUUUCGCCCCGCCGCCGCCAAGGCCCCCGUGGACCUUCUGGGUGAUGCUUACUCCUUCCAUGUCAGCGCCGAUGGGCAGAUGCAGCCGGUGCCUUUCCCACCCGAUGCCCUCAUCGGCUCUGGCAUCCCCCGCCCAGCACGGCAGCUCCACACCCUGACCCACGGUGAGGUGGUCUGCGCUGUCACCAUCAGCAACUCCACGCGACACGUCUACACUGGGGGCAAGGGCUGUGUGAAGGUGUGGGAUGUGGGGCAGCCAGGCACCAAGACAGCCGUGGCUCAGCUGGACUGCUUGAACCGUGACAACUACAUCCGCUCCUGCAAGCUGCUCCCCGAUGGCCGGAGCCUGAUCGUGGGGGGGGAGGCCAGCACCCUCUCCAUCUGGGACCUGGCGGCCCCCACACCCCGCAUCAAGGCCGAGCUCACCUCCUCUGCCCCUGCCUGCUACGCCCUGGCCAUCAGCCCCGACGCCAAAGUCUGCUUCUCCUGCUGCAGUGACGGCAACAUCGUGGUGUGGGACCUGCAGAACCAGACCCUGGUCAGGCAGUUUCAAGGCCACACGGAUGGUGCCAGCUGCAUCGACAUCUCUAACUACGGCACCAAGCUGUGGACAGGGGGGCUGGACAACACAGUGCGGUGCUGGGACCUGCGGGAGGGGCGUCAGCUGCAGCAGCACGACUUCAGCUCUCAGAUCUUCUCCCUGGGGUACUGCCCGACGGGAGAGUGGCUGGCAGUGGGCAUGGAGAGCAGCAAUGUGGAGAUCCUGCACGUGACCAAACCAGACAAGUACCAGCUGCACCUCCACGAGAGCUGCGUCCUCUCCCUCAAAUUCGCCUCCUGCGGGAAGUGGUUCGUGAGCACCGGGAAGGACAACCUGCUGAAUGCCUGGCGGACGCCAUACGGAGCCAGCAUCUUCCAGUCAAAGGAAACCUCCUCCGUCCUCAGCUGUGAUGUCUCCACAGAUGACCAGUUCAUCGUGACUGGCUCAGGGGACAAGAAAGCUACAGUUUAUGAGGUCAUUUACUGA